Molecule: messenger RNA, 4488 nt
Organism: Danio rerio (zebrafish)
Lineage: Eukaryota; Metazoa; Chordata; Actinopteri; Cypriniformes; Danionidae
Source: RefSeq, a predicted model, not a curated record
CUGAUGACGUCACACAACGCGUAGGAUCUGGAUCUCCUGCACAGCACCAUAUCCGAUUUACCACAUUUCAACCUAAAACAAGACAGUGAAAAUACUUGUUGAUGGAGGACGUGCUCCAGGGAAAUGACAGACCAGGGCAAUAACAAUCAGAACAUCUCACAAAACCCUUUCGCAGCACUCUUCAGUUCAGUUGCUGACGCAAAACAGUUUGCAUCUGACCAAAAGCAACAGCGUCCAACUGAGCAGCAAUCAGUAGAUUCAGGAGAGAGCCAGUCUGAGUCAGAAAACUCUGCGUCUGAAAGCAUUGAUGAGAAUGAUGACUCAGUGGCGGAGAUCAGCCGAUCGUUCCGCUCACGACAGGAGCUCUGUGAACAGCUCAAUGUCAACCACAUGAUCCAGAGGAUCUUCCUCAUCACUCUGGACAACAGUGAUCCGAGUCUAAGAAGUGGCAAUGGCAUCCCACCACGCUGUGUUUACCUUGAGGAAAUGGCAGCUGAUCUUGAUGGUCAGGACUGGCUUAACAUGGACACCAUAGAGCAGGCUUUGUUCAACAGGCUGCUUUUGCAGGAGCCAGGAAACCAUCUCAUUUACAUGACCUCCUGUAGUGUAGUGAAUCUCUCGGCAGAUCGAGACGCUGGAGAGAAACGUGCCAUACCUUACCUUUACGCCUGCUACCAAAGAGCUAAAGAGGAGAUCACUAAAGUCCCUGAGAAACUGUUGUCAUUUGCUGUGCACUGCAAAAACCUGACCGUGUCCAAUGCACGAACUGUGCUGCUGACCCCAGAGAUCUACAUCAGUCAGAACGUUUACGAGCAGCUUCUGGACCUGUUGCUGGAGGCUGUCAGAGGAGCCCAGUUUGAAGAGGUUGUGGAGUUUUUAGAGGAGGUCAUUGCUAGCCUGUUGGCUGACCAAGAAGUGCGGACCUUUGGGGAGGUAAUGGUGCCAGUGUUUGAUAUUUUCCAUGGCCGGGUUAAAGACCUAGACCUCUGUCAGCUGCUGCUGUUUUCCUACCUGGAAAUUCUCCUGUACUUCAGUCGACAAAAGGACAUUGCUAAGGUUUUAAUGGAGCACAUUCAGCCCAAAGACCCUAACAAUGGGAUUCAGUAUCAGAAAACACUUCUGGGAGCCAUCCUUAAUAUUUCAUGUCUGCUGAAAACUCCUGGUGUGGUUGAAAACCAUGGCUUUUUCCUGAAUCCAUCUCGCUCCAGCCCACAGGAAUUGAAGGUUCAAGAGUCAAAUAUACACCAGUUUAUGGGGCAGUUUCAUGAUAAGCUCUAUCAGAUCCUGAAAAACUUGCUCCAGCAGUCCGGCGAGACUCGCCACCUGCUGCUCUCGUGGCUGGGUGGCUGCCUGCAGGCCAACAUGGGUCGGGCCAAAAUCUGGGCAAACCAGAUGCCCGAGAUAUUCUUCCAAAUGUAUGCAUCGGAUGCAUUCUUCUUAAAUCUGGGAGCCGCUCUGCUCAAGCUCUGCCAGCCGUUUUCUCGACCCUACUCUCCUAAACUCCUGACCUUUAACCCCACAUACUGCUUGCUUAAGGAGCUGAGCGAAGAAGAGCGGCGUAACAGAAACGUGCAUGCUAGAGGUCUGGACAAGGAGACAUGUCUGAUACCUGUGCCCCCUCAACAAACGGUUGAAUUUGCCCAAUCAUACAGCCUUCUGACAGAAAACCUCAUUCUUACACAACUCACCCUGUACCUUGGCUUCCAUAGACUUCAUGAUCAGAUGGUGAAGAUGAAUCAGUCUCUGCACCGGCUCCAGGGGACGUGGCGGGACACGCAGCUCAGUGGAGGCCCAGCAGCAGCAGAGCUGCGGGAACAGUUUGAACACCUUAUGACCGUCUAUCUCUCAACCAAGGCUGCAACCACACAGCCCACCAUGUUGCAGAACUGCCUCAACCUCCAGGCCUCCUGCGCCGCCCUGCUGGUUCAGCUCAGCCUGGGCAAUCAGGGCCCUGAACACAUUCCUCUCACCUUCCCUUUACCUUCACUAGAGAACAGCCUGCUUUGCUAUGUGCCAGAGUUCUUUGCUGAAAACAUGGGUGAUUUCUUCAUAUUCCUGCGCCGCUUUGCUGAUGAGGUGUUGGAGUCCUCUGCGGAAAGCUUAGAACACGUCCUGACCUUCAUCACUGUGCUCAUGGGCAAUGUUGAUAGAAUGAAGAAUCCUCAUUUGCGGGCAAAGUUGGCAGAGGUCCUUGAGGCUGUGAUGCCCCAUAUGGAGACUCUGUCACCUGGCGCUGCCCAACCUAUCAUGUUUCAGCGCCAAAGGGUUUUCAGCUCAUAUCGGCACGCGCCCCAACUCGCUGAAGCCCUUAUUACAGUGUUCGUGGAUAUAGAGUUCACCGGUGAUCCACAUCAGUUUGAGCAGAAGUUUAAUUACAGGAGGCCAAUGUACGCCAUUCUGAAGUACAUGUGGGGAGAGAAGAGUUACAGAGAGAGCAUUAAGAAUCUUGCCGACUAUGCCUCUGAAAACCUUGAAGCCAUGAAUCCACCACUCUUCCUUAGGUUUCUCAAUCUCCUCAUGAAUGAUGCCAUCUUCUUACUUGACGAGGCUAUACAGUACUUAAGUAAGAUCAAAAUCCUCCAGCUGGAGCGGGAUCGGGGGGAGUGGGACAGUCUGGCCCCUGACGCCCGCAGAGAGAAAGAAUCGAGUCUGCAGAUGUUUGGACAGCUGGGUCGCUUCCACAACAUCAUGUCAAAUGAGACCAUUGGCACCUUGGCUUUCCUCACAUCUGAGAUAAAAGGUCUUUUUGUUCACCCCUUUCUUGCUGAGAGGAUCAUCUCCAUGCUCAACUACUUUUUACAGCACCUGGUAGGCCCCAAAAUGGGCGCCUUGAAGGUUAAGGACUUCAGUGAAUUUGACUUCAAACCCCAACAGCUUGUGUCGGACAUCUGUACUAUUUACCUAAACUUGGGAGAUGAAGAAAAUUUCUGCGCCACCGUCCCAAAAGAUGGAAGGUCAUAUUCACCCACUCUGUUCUGUCAAACUGUCCGCGUCCUCAAGAAAAUCAACAAGCCUGGUGACAUGAUUAUAUCUUUCAGUCUCCUAGCAGAUAAAAUUAAGUCUCUUGCAGACAGGCAUCAGCAAGAGGAAGAGACGUUCUCUGAUGCUCCAGAUGAAUUUCUGGAUCCCAUUAUGUCUACCUUGAUGCUCGAUCCUGUGCUUUUACCGUCUUCAAACGUCACAGUGGACCGCUCAACAAUAGCACGACACUUACUAAGUGACCAGACAGACCCAUUCAACCGCAGUCCGCUAACCAUGGACCAGAUCAGGCCCAACGAAGAGCUCAGGCAACAGAUCAUGAAGUGGCUUGCUGAUCAUAAGCAAAGCAACCAGCAAAUGGGACCCAGUGGCUAAACCACACUACUCCCCUUCCCCCCCAGAACCCAGGCAUGCUCUGUGUGACUAAACCAUUCAGAUGUUUCUGGCCUCACUCAUGCCGCAUUGAAACAAGAGCAUUUAACCACAUACAGAGCAGCACGUAUGCAUUUAUGGUGUUAGUGUGCUCCUCAAAGGUCAAAUGCAAAUCUCUAAAUGCCAUAUCGCUGUAGCAUAUUCAGCUAUCUGUUCUUCUCUCAACAGUUUGAGCUCUUCAUAGACUGAACUCGGUAAUCCGGGUCACGCUAUUGGUUGCAUUUUGCCUUGCCAAGAUUGUUCACUGUGGAAAAUUAAACUAGAGUUUAUAAACGACGUAUCUAAGGUUUGCUUACCUGUUCGAUGCAUUUGCCCUACCUCUGACUUGAUUCAUAUGCAUGCAAUAUUUUGUACACAUCGCUUAUUUGUUGACUUUUUAAGUUAGAGUAUAUCUCAUUUUGAAAUUAAGGAAGAUCAAAUCAAUGUUGGCUGCAAACGAGAUCAAACUACCAUCAAACAUUUAGUUAAGAUCAUCAGCGUUAUAUUCCAGCAAGCUUCAGCUUAAUGGUUGUUCCUGCUGGCAUUUGUGUUGUUGGGCUUGUCUAUAACUCCUCCAUUUGUCAAAAUGCUUUUGUUCUUUACAAACAUUUAAUGUUAGAAACACAAGGAACGUUUGCUAUAAUAUGCACAUUUACGAGACUCGUUAAGAAUAUUGAGCUCUUGUUGAGGCGUUUGGAAAUGCUCCUGUACAUUUUACAAGGAUCCAUUGUGUCUUUUAACAGUGCAAUAUGUCCCGAGUAAUGACUUAUUUGACUGCUGAGUCAGCCUUAUGACCUACUCUCAUACACGGUGACAUCAUGUCUCUUUUUCUAGUAGUUGGAAAACUGCAUGCUCGGGGCGGAUGGACUUUGCUACUGACAUUUGUCUUAAAAGAUGACAUUGAUAAGACACUGUCCACUCACUGCCUUCAGUCCAGGGAGCUGCAUUAGAUUGACCCAUCAAGUGGUAUUAGGGUAUGUCUGCAUUUCGGCUGCACUGAUUGUUUUUUCGCUGUGUGUUAGUUGGUUUUAAGUUAGCUCCAUUAUAUGUUCAAGAUAUAAUAAAUGAGACCCCAUGAAUUCUCAGCUUAAACAAAAA